Molecule: messenger RNA, 1439 nt
Organism: Diabrotica virgifera virgifera (western corn rootworm)
Lineage: Eukaryota; Metazoa; Arthropoda; Insecta; Coleoptera; Chrysomelidae
Product: 52 kDa repressor of the inhibitor of the protein kinase-like
Exons: 4
Coding region: 166-1344 (392 amino acids)
Molecular function (GO): sequence-specific DNA binding
Source: RefSeq, a predicted model, not a curated record
AGACCAGGAGAUGUAACGCGUUAUCUAUCCUUCCAGCGAAAGUGAAGGCGAUUUUGACGGGUCCGCCAUUCGUUUGGUGCCGUCUGAGGUUUGACACCACUUGUUUUAUUAGUGAUUUUUGUGCGAUUUCUGAGUGAAAACUAGCAAUUUUUUUAACUCUUUAAUAUGGUGAAUUGUUCGGCUUACGGUUGUAAAAGCCGUAGCACUAAGAAUGAAGUGGGAGUUACAUUUCACAGGUUUCCAAAAGACGAACCAAAAAGAAGUCUUUGGAUUGAUAAUAUGAAAAUUAAAAACUUUACACCCACAAAAAACCACAGAAUCUGUUCGAAGCACUUUGAAAAUAAUUAUUUUUAUGAAACUACCACAGGAAAAAGUAAUUUGUUGAAUCAAGCAGAACCAACUAUAUUUAAUGAAUUGCCAAAAAGUGUGCGGCCAAAACGAGAACUUCGAAAGUUAACAAUGGUGCAUAGAUGGAAAGACCACGAAACUGAGAUAUUUCUCGACUUAUAUAAAAAGCACGAGUGCCUCUGGAAUAACAAAUCAGAAAAUUAUAAAAAUAGGGUAUCGAGAGAAAAGGCAAUAAAUACUAUUUUAUCAGAAUUAAAUAUUGCGGAUCUCUCGGAAUAUGACAUUAAAUCGAAAAUAAAAAGUAUUCGAACAAAAUAUAUGGCAGAACUGCACAAGAUACUUAACUCGGCAAAAAGCACGGAUGAUAUUUACUGGCCUAAAUUAUAUUGGUUUACACAAGCGGAUUCAUUUUUACGCCCAGUUUCAAUACCCAAGAAGUCCUCAUCAAAUUCGUUUCAGACAAUCCCCAAAAUGGCCGAGGGGCAGGUGGAUGAGAUUUAUGAAGACGAUGACCCAUUAGUUGGUACCGAUGAAGAAGAAAUCUUUGAAAUUGACGUUAAACCAGAUACUAGCGCAAGCACACCAUCUGAAUUUAGACUAAGCACACCAGUCCUUAAACUUUCAACUCCAAGUACAUCAAACAAGAGAGGAACAAAACGGAAUAAUACAUCUGAAGUAUCUUCCAUUGAUACGGCAAUUAAGAAGUUGCAAAAGAUUUCAGAAACUAAAAAAAAUUCACCCAGUCAUCUGAAAACUGAAUUUGAUUUCUUUUGCCAUAGCUUGGCUAUUCAAUUAAAUAAUAUGCCACUUAAGCGAGCCCUAAUUUGUCAGUCAAAAUUGCAGUCGGUAAUGUUAAAGGAACGUCUGUCGCAAAUGGGAGACAAUAAUUCAGCAGACCAUGAGAAACAGCAUAGUGUGUCAAAUUCUCCAUCACACUCGUCAAAUUCUGAGGAAGAAGAUUCUACACAUGAAGAACCUUCCCAUCCCAAAACGUAAGCAUUAUUAAUUGGUUAUACAGGAGGGGAUAUACUGUCAAAAGCUUUGGCUUCACUUAUAAACAUGAAUAUCAUGUAUAAUAUGAAUAUUAUGAA